Messenger RNA from Belonocnema kinseyi, 363 nucleotides. RefSeq names its product protein GVQW3-like. The transcript has a single exon. Lineage: Eukaryota; Metazoa; Arthropoda; Insecta; Hymenoptera; Cynipidae. The record is from RefSeq and is a predicted model, not a curated record. Bases 1 to 363 code for a protein of 120 amino acids.
AUGACUUUGGAAAUGUUGGAAAAAUGUUUCGGCAACGAUGCUCUAAAAAAACCAGCUGUGUAUCAGUGGCCUGAAGGCUUUACCAAUGGACGUGAGUCCAUCAAUGAUUAUGAUCGCAGUGGUAGGCCGUCGACAUCAAAAACCAACGAAAACGUUGAUAAAGUACGAAAAAUUUUGGCUGAAAAUCGUAAGUUAACCAUUCGAGAGUUGACAGCUGACUUAAACAUUGCUUAUGGAUCUGUUCAAACCAUUAUCGUAAAUGUUUUGGGAUUGCGUCGUGUUGCUGCAAAAUUAGUACCAAAAGAUCUGUAUUUUAUGCAAAAAAGAAGAUCGUGUCGAUAUCGCUCAAGACAUGCUUUCUAA